AUGAGUGGAGAAUCAGCACUGAAUGUCAAUUCCACGUCAACCUGCAUGUAUCAGUCAUCCGAUCCACAUUUAUUUUGGCAUGAGGGAUGUGACGAAGCGACAGAGAAUACCGAAUUCGCUGCAACAUGGUCAUCAGGAUAUCAAAGGCAUAGUCUGUCUAAUCUGAAAUCUUCAGUAAUCUCACCAGAUGAAGUGGAGACUAAGGCUCUUCAUCUCCGAAUUCAAGUGAUGAAUAAUCAAACAAAAUUUUAG
Molecule: messenger RNA, 252 nt
Organism: Trichobilharzia szidati
Lineage: Eukaryota; Metazoa; Platyhelminthes; Trematoda; Strigeidida; Schistosomatidae
Source: the annotation of a GenBank genome assembly